Phyllotreta striolata is the source of this 6905-nucleotide messenger RNA. The record is from the annotation of a GenBank genome assembly. NCBI's taxonomy places the organism in Eukaryota, Metazoa, Arthropoda, Insecta, Coleoptera, Chrysomelidae.
AUGUUUAAUUUUAUUUCAGAGUCCAAUGAUGCAAAAUCAACCGAUGUGAGCGCGAUUUCGAAAAACGACAAACAAAUGCACGGCAACAAUUCGAAAAUUAUCCGUACCAUAACGACGUCGGCUCUCAACGAAAACCAAACGACCUCCAGCGGCGCCGAGUUGAACCGCAACAACUUCAUACUACUCAGAAACUCCAAAGGCAAUGAGAGCGGUCAUAUUCUCCUGCGCACUGACGCCUUCGCUCAUGCCAAGAACAACAUCCUGCUGGAGGACACCGAUGGAGGGAAAAUCGGCCAAAUUCUGAUCCAGCAAAGCGAGAUCAAGAAGGGGGUGCUCGUGCAAUCGGUGAAGAGACUCACGUCGCCGAUAUUCCUGCUGAGCGCAGGAGAUAACAGCAACGGGCAUAUCUUGAUACAUACGGCGGCGGCGACUGAGGAUACGAGGCAGCAGACGGUGGAAAUCGAAGAUGGUAGCGAAAAUAUUUUGGUGCAGGCUCUAGAGGGUAUCCAGGAUGGCGAUUCGACCAGCAGCAGGGGAUUAUCGACGCCUAUCGGUUCAGCGAACACAGUGGCGGGAUACAGGCAGCACCACAAUGGUGGGCACGGUCACCACGUGCUCUACCAUCAUGGCGCCGUCCUCGGUUACCAGGGCAGACACGUCCAGAACACCCACCACCACAUCGCCAACCUGCCCGCUCUUUCCUCCGUUCCGCUAAAUGCAAACGGGGAGCCGAUCAAGCUGCCCGAAAACUUGGAAAGUUUGCCACGAUCUGACCACUUUCCCACGCAGCGCCAUCGCUGGAAUACGAAUGAGGAAAUCGCCGCCAUCCUUAUCAGCUUCGAUCGGCACUCGGAAUGGCAAAGCAAGGAGGUCAAGAUCAGACCGAAAAGCGGAUCGAUGUUGUUGUACAGCAGGAAGAAAGUACGCUACCGCAGAGACGGUUACUGCUGGAAAAAAAGGAAAGACGGAAAAACUACGAGAGAAGAUCACAUGAAAUUAAAAGUUCAAGGAACCGAGUGCAUCUACGGCUGUUAUGUUCACUCCGCUAUUCUACCUACUUUCCAUCGAAGAUGCUACUGGCUACUACAGAACCCCGACAUCGUUCUUGUUCACUAUUUGAACGUCCCCUAUCCAGACGAUAACAAAUUAGCCGUCAUAACCCCGAGUCUGGCGCUAUGGGCCGACAAAAAAGAAUGGACGAAGGAGGAACUCGUUUCGCAACUAAAACCGAUGUUUUUCAGCGAAGACGAGCCGGACAUUAACAACGAAUUAGAGAUAUCGAAUUUUAAAUUGCAGACUGCCGAAACGGUCGAGGCCAUUGUCAGUCAAUUAAUGGAAAAACAGCGAGUAGCCAGACAAGCGGCUUUGGUCAAGCAAUUAGAAUGCGGCUGUCCGGAUUCGACGUGCGCCGAUGGAAAGAGCUGUUCUCAUCCCAUGAGAAGAAUAACCGCGGCCAAGGAGGUGGCCAAUUCGCCAUUGCCAAGCGUCAGUUCCAAUUCCAGACCGCCGAGCAAUUCGGACAACAAUAAUCAAGUUUCUUCCACUACGGGGUCGGGUUCCAUGAUAUUAGGCAACGGGAGUUCGCCCAGAGUUUAUUCCAGAGAUUCGCGAAAUCAACAGGCCACCGCGAACAACAUUAAUUGCUCGUCGAGUUCGGAUAAUACGCCGCCGUUGGUUUUGAGUCUUUCUCAAAUACAAGGCGGUGGUGGAUUGUUGAUACUGAACAGUAAUUCGGGUAACGGAGGCGGUGCCCAUCAGAACCUGGUGAAUCCAGUGUCCGUGGCUAAUUUCGUAUGCAACACGAACAACGUAAUUCCCAAAGAGAAAACUAGUCAUUUAGUACUUAAACAAGAAGUGAUGGAUACGAAUCCGUCGUCAUGCUUGCAUUCCUCUAAGCAAAACUCGAAGGCCGGUCAGAGAGACAUGAAAAUGGAACUGAGCGAAAACCAUAGACAAUCAGUUUUUCAUGAUAAUUCCAUUUAUAAUAAUAGGAAUCAUCACCAUCAGCAAACCGAAGUCAUUAUGUCUAGUGCUCCGUCGACUCCUUCAAAGCACAUGGAUACCACACAGGAAGAAAUCGUCGAGGAUUUCAAACAUCAAAAUUUCUGCAACGAAACCGUGGUACUUUUAGGAACCGAUUCCAGCGGAUCAUUAGUUAGCAAAAGCGAUGGUUCUUCCAUUAUAAACGGUGGCUUCUUCAAUGAAACCUUGGAUUUAUCACAAGAGGACAUUCAAAGAACGUUAUCAGCAAACAUGCCUUUGUGUUCAAAUGAAUUAAAUAAUCAAAACAACGCCCAAGAGGCCAACAACGCGAACAUCCACAACCGUCAGCACCACCACCACCACCACCAAAACAAGGCCCAACAACAGCCGCAGCUGCCCGCCGAGAUCAACCCCAUGGACUUCAUCGACGGUUGCGACGUCGUGGUGUCGCCGACGCACGUCGUCGACGACGACGUCUUCGUCAACUUGGACGCGUUCGACAUGCUCGGCGAAUUCCCCGAUCUGGAAGGUUUAGAUUCUGGUCAUGCUGGACUCCUAGAUGUUAAUCCGUCCGAAACUAGAAAUAAUACGAAAGCACAACCAGAACACGAACACAACAACCAUCCGAUGGAAGGGUCGGCGAAGAUCACCGACUACUCGCCCGAAUGGGCCUAUCCCGAAGGAGGCGUCAAAGUGCUCGUCACAGGUCCUUGGCAUUCUUCCGGGCCGUAUACUGUACUAUUUGAUACAUUCCCCGUACCUACGACUCUUGUACAAAGCGGUGUACUGCGUUGUUAUUGUCCAGCUCACGAGGCCGGUCUGGCGACGCUGCAAGUAGCGUGCGAUGGUUAUGUGAUUUCCAACUCUGUGAUAUUCGAGUACAAGUUACCGCCUAGAGAAGAACACGUUGCCGCGCCUGAACCGAAAGUAGAAAGGUGCAAUGACAAUUUACUUAAGUUCACGUUGCUCCAAAGACUCGAGGCCAUGGACGAUCGUUUGCAAAUCAAGCAGGAACCCGUCGACAACGAUGUGGUUGAGGAUACGGCCUUGUUUGGACAGUCGAAUUUUGAGGAUCGCUUGGUGAGCUUCUGCCAGAACAUGACCUGUAGAAUCUGGCGGCACGGCGAGGAGUUGAGCGUGUCUUGGUUCGCCAGCCACCGGGGCAUGACGCUUUUGCAUCUCGCAGCUUCGCUGGGCUAUUCGCGUUUAGUCUGCGCCAUGUUGCAUUGGCGCGCGGAGAAUUCUUCUCUGCUGCUGGAAACCGAAGUCGACGCACUUAGUCUCGACGAAGACGGCUACACGCCUCUGAUGUGGGCGUGCGCCAGAGGUCACAUCGAAACGGCGGUGAUGCUUUACAAGUGGAACCACAACGCUUUGUACAUGAAAAACAACUCGAAUCAAACGGCUUUGGACUGCGCCAGGGCGAACAAUCACGUGGACCUCGUCAAAGAGAUCGAAAAGCUGGAAUUGAGAAGAGACAAAGCCAAUAUGAUGUUACAGUCCAAUCAGUCUUCGUCCGAAACGGCUCUAUCGCCCACGAUUAUAUCUCCUGCUAGUUCGAUUGGCUCCUUGGUGUCUAUUGCUUCGACUAGCAAAAACGAUGUCAACAAGUACAAGAUCUUAAACGUGGAUCUCGAUUCCGAUAUGAGCAACAAACUGAUCACGUCGGCUCCAAGUCCGUUGCUGUCGGAUUUUUCGUCGAGCACCAGAGGUAGUAACGGUCAAAAGUUGGUGAAAAGGCCUUCCAUCGACAGCGGAAUUAAUAUGAGUUUCGGUCCAGCUUCGGAGAGCUACAGGCCUAAGAGUUCCAAAGUCUGGAACAACCGCGACAUUCCAAAACUUUCAAAAUCUGACCGAAGCAUGUCUCUACCUCUGCAGACCUCAUGCUUAAAGGACAAUUCCUACGACAACGAAAACAUGGAAUCCCAUAAAAAGAUGGAUUUUGCGUUGUGCGAGAUAGGGAGUGGUCCCCGAAGCAGUAGCCCUCUGAUAGACGUAGAAGGUGUCUCGGAUGACGAAAAUGAGCUACCCAACAGUACUGUAGGGGAGCAAGAUGCCAGAGUAUUAACACUGGCGGAACAAAUUAUUGCUGCUAUGCCUGAAAGAAUAAAGAACGAAAGCGAGGAAAUGAUGAUGGACAAAAGUCCCUGCGCAUCAGACAUCCAAACCACCGAUUCACUAACUGAUGUGUUCAUGGAACCUUUGUUGGAUCAGACAUCGUCGAGUUUCGAAUCGACAGAAUUCCAUUUCGAAUUCUCCGAUCACAACUACAGAUACUACGAUGUCAGCACUCCUUGCUCGAGUCUAAGCCCAGCCUCUUCCAGUUGUUUACAGUCACCUUGCUCCUUCACACUAGAUUCUCCGUCUCCUCCUCCAACCACAGCCGAUUUCUGCGAGUUCUUCAAAGCCUCCGGCACCGUUUUCGAAAAGGACUUUUCCAAUCUCACCCUAUCAGACCGCGAGCAACGAGAGCUCUACGAAGCCGCGAAAAUCAUCCAGAAAGCCUACCGCUCGUACAAGGGCCGCCAGCAGCAGGAGCAGAACAAAGAGAGGGCGGCCGCCGUCGUCAUCCAGAACUACUACAGGCGCUACAAGCAGUACGCCUACUACAAGCAGAUGACGCACGCCGCCAUGGUCAUCCAGAACGGCUACCGGUCGUACUGCGAGCACAAAAGGUUUAAGAAAAGCCAGGAGGCCGCCGUGUGCAUUCAAAACUAUUACCGAAAUUACAAGGAGCAGGGGGGUAGGAGUAGUAGAGAGGGCACGCCCGCUCAGGCCGGGCUGAAACGUACCUACUCGCAAAGAAGACAACACCAAGCUGCUAGGAAGAUCCAGCAGUUUAUGAGGCAAUCCAAGAACAAAUUACAGAGAGAACGAGCCGAAAGAGAGAGGCAGGGGGGCCAGUCAGUGGAUGCCCAUCAAAAGUCACAGUGUCCAGGGGGCUCCUCCAGUUACAUAGGCCCAAAUAGCAGAUUAAAUAAUACAGACUUCAAAGAAGACUCAAGAAAAAGCAACGAUAAGAAGUGAGGAACUAAUAAAAAAUCGCGUGUACCUAAUGUUUAAAAUAUGCCGUACAGGUGCGUUAUUUUUGAUUUUGUAUAAUAUAGUCGCUACUGGAUAGCAUCUAGUACUUAUAUUUACUCCGAAAUAUUCUUAUAUCUUUACAAUUGUCUAAUUUGGCUGUUAUUUCGUCAUUUUUAUGCAUUUAUACAAGAAUGCAAGGAUCGACAACAAAAGUGAGAUGAAUUUUAGACCUUGUACGAACUUUUUAUUAUAAUUAUAUUUAUCUUCUGAUUGUAUGGAUUCAAAGCUGUGAUUGUAGUAAGGAAAACACUUUUUCUUUUAGCAUAAAUCGAAUUUUUCGAAUCGAUUUAAAAAUUUUUAUUUUCCCUUCCUUACGAACUUGUAAUCGAUGAGUGUUGAAUUUAUUAAUUCAUCAAUUACAUUCUCCAUUAGGAAUGUUGCUUAUUUGUAAUAAUUUUUUGAUAAUUUUAAUGUUUACUUACAUCCAUUAAAUGUGUAAUGAUGGUGUUAAGAACUCGUCUAUUUUAAACUUAAAGUAAAUGUUGUUAAAAUUAAUAUUAAUUGUGUUACGUAUUAAGGAAAAGUGUUUGCCGUAGUAAAAAGUUCUAGUCCUAGUAUACUUAAAACAAUAUUCUUAAAAACAUCACAUUUUACGAAAUACGGAUCGGUUAAGCUUCGUUUUUAGUUGCAUAUGCAGUUUGUCUCAAGUUCAAGGUGCAUAUUAAAUGUAAACAUGCAUCUUGAAAAUUUUGCGAUACCGCUAUACAAAAAUUAAGAAGUUACCAUUGUUGUUUGUUGAUUAAUUUCGUUAGAAUUUUUCCGAUAAUUGUGUUUUUUCGUCGACUAUUCACUGCCAUCGUAGUCGAGGUUUUUGAAUUAUCAAUUUAGCAGUAUAUUCAAUACCACUUUCGCCGGAAAUAGUAUUUUUUCCAAAAAAACAUAUACCAACGUUUUUCAUAAUAAUUUUUCUAUUUCUAAGUAAACAGUUUCUUAAUAUGUUUUAAUCCUUUUCCCCCAAGUUUUUUUUUACCAUUUUGUGCCACUUGUACUUAAUUUUAUGUAGCAAGACUGUUAAGUAAUACAUUUAAUUGAAUUCUUAUGAUGAAAAUGUUUGGUAACUUUAAGAAAAAUAUUAUGAAAAACUAAAUAGAAUAACGCUAGAGCUCGACCUUUUUAACUAACUUAAAAGUUCGCUCAUACAUAUCAUUUUAGAAUAAUACUACCUAAAUUUACUUAAUCGUAAUCGUAAUUUACUUACCUGCUGUAAAGUGAACGAAGAUUUAAUAGUAGUCUUGUACAUAAAAUAUAAUUUUGUUUCCAUAUAAAUAUAUAAAUAUUGUCUAAAUACAUAGGGGGUUCGUUGGUGCUCAAUAAAAAGUGUAUUUUGCACAAAGUUAACUAUUUUCGUUCUUAAAAAUUUCGUCAAUUACGAGGGAAAGUUAUUUGGGUUAUCUUAUCUGUAAAAAAUAAAUCGAGUACCUGCAGGCAGGAUAAUUUUCGUAAUAUAAAUAAGUUGUGAAUAUUCCCUCCUUUGUAAAUAGUCGUUGUUUGUUUUUUGAAAUUUUAUUCUUUAAAAACAUAUAAAUAUAUAUUAUAUAUACAUAAAAAAAUAGAGCUCUUAUAUAUGAAAUGCAGUACUUAUGUAAAAGUAUUGUGUAAAAUUAAUGUUGAUAUUUAUAAAUGAAAAAAAAGCUUGAACACUUUUAAUCUCUCAAACAGCAUUCCUAGAGAAAUUAUUGAUUAAAAUUUAAAAUUGUAGAUCCGCAUUUUUCGAAUUCAGCUAGUGAAUAAUAGAAAAAUAUAUUAUAACAUAUUUUUUAAUGAUUCCCAAACAACAUUAAUUUGUUUUUAAUAAUUAUUUUUCGUCAUUUUGCACUUACCUUAAUUAUAAAUUCGUU